AUGUUUGGUCAUUUCGCAAGACAGCUCACCACCGCAGCGACUGAUGCAGAUGCCAAGAAAGUCAUGUCUCCCACUCUGCGCGCGGACGUGUACAGCGCUGUUGACCAAGCCAAAUCCUGGGUCGCUGGUGGACAAGGCGGUGGCCAGGCUGGAGACGGUGUUUCGUACGGACCCAUUCUAGCGAUCAUCCAGAAGCAUUUCCCGGCAACCAAAAUAGGACUAGAGUCGGUUGGGAAUGUGGAGAGCGAAGUCGCUAUUAUCGUGGGGGGAGUGACAAAUAUGAUUCUGGAGUUCAGUAAAUGGGAGGGGAUGGCCGGCGGGAUGGCGAUACGCACCUGGGUCGACGCGCUUGUCGAUGCGCAUGCCAAGGCCGUGGUAAGCGCUCGCUCAGUCGGCGCGGCGAGGAAGGACAUGGUUGCGAAAGGGAUCACAAAGGGUCUUAACCAGAACACCGACAUAACGCUCAUGACGAAGGAAUUUACAUCGAAGAUCCAGAUUAUUUCCUGUUUGAAAAGCGUUAGCUCGCGAAUUUAUGGCGCUGGAACCGAUGAGGCUAGGCAGGGGGAAGCUGUGUGGAGUUCCAAAUUUAUCUGAGAAGUUCCACGGGUUCACAUGCUGAAUACAUUGAUUUGUGUCCAAAAGACAGGAAGGUGGAGCUUAGAGGCUCUUGAGAAAUUACACUAACAGGAUAGAUAAACGGGUAUGUGGAUCCGAAAAGUAAAUGACUGUUGAUGAAGAUGCGUGAUGUGUUAAUUAUCUGGAUAGGGUGUAUGUUAGGACUGCCGGCCAUGAGGUAGAGAGAAGGGGCACGCACGCAAUGAAAUAGCUAGAAAAACAAGAAAGCGAGGGCGCGAGUAGUGAGAGUUGGAUUGAUAUAGUCCUAUGAAUACACAGGCUACUUUUACAUGAUUUUUACUGACGGAAAGGAAAAAAAA
Messenger RNA from Laccaria bicolor S238N-H82, 935 nucleotides. RefSeq lists its product as uncharacterized. Bases 1 to 594 code for a protein of 197 amino acids. NCBI's taxonomy places the organism in Eukaryota, Fungi, Basidiomycota, Agaricomycetes, Agaricales, Hydnangiaceae. The record is from RefSeq and is a predicted model, not a curated record. The transcript has 2 exons.